AGACGACGUAGAGUACAAAAGAAGUGAAUACGUUGGACUGGACGGAACCCAACGAAUCGGAUAAACACGAUUAUUUAGUCCCAGUCCGCCCAGUAACUAUUUGAUCGCUCACCAUGAAAAUCUGGAUGACGUUAUCUACUGCUGUUGCAUUCGUGAUUCUAUCAAUCCUGUUCUCUCCGGUAGUUAAGGCCGUCGCAGUCACGUCCGUCGUGACGAGCACCGUCACAACGACCGUCACAUCUACGAACAAACAAGUUUGUUGCCAGUUGGUGAACGUUACUGGCGCCUGUCGUCGCCGGCGCAACUUUGAAUUUAUCGACAAGCCAGAGAUCUUGACAUUUGACGAAGAUAUUGAAGACGAUGUCGACGUUGCCCUAAAAAAUGUGUUCCACAGUUCCAAUCAGUUUCUACCAACCAAAAGGCUCGGCAUGGAGAUGACACCACUAGUUGUGCUGCCGAUGAAGUCGAAUGGAUUCGCGCCUACGAGACAGGCCGUCCAGCCAUCAUUGCCGAUGUUUCUGUUUAGCCGCAGAAAAGGCGCAUACCAAGAUGAGUCUCAAAAAAAUCGUUUUCUCUUCUCGUUCUUCGGCCCGCUUUUACGAAGGCCUACCUCAACAUACACAACGUUUUCAACUGAAACCAAAACGAUCGUCACGACUACUAGCGCCAGUUUCUUUAUCGUCGGUUGUACCCCGCGACCUUUUCCUUUCAAAAUUUGCCCGACGAAACGCGGGCGAUUAUAACGAGCCAUACAUGCAAAGUUGCAAACCCACUCAGCUUAAAGACGAUCGAUAUGCAAUUUUAGGUAGGGCUAUACAGUGUGUUCCACAAAGGGAGAAAUAUCCGAUAGACAGAAGAUGGAUCACAGCGACGGAUAUUUUUAAGAAUUUACCAUAUACCGGUAUUAUAUUUAUAUUGAUUAAAAUUUUGUACAAAUGUUACACAACAUAAAAGUGGAACUAAAUUUCCGAACUAAAAUACAAAUCCUAUUUAUUGCAACAUUCCAGGAUAUAUUAAGAUCUCUACCUAUCAUUAUUAG
This is a messenger RNA of Daphnia pulicaria, 1039 nucleotides long. RefSeq lists its product as uncharacterized. The record is from RefSeq and is a predicted model, not a curated record. The transcript is spliced from 5 exons. Bases 114 to 743 code for a protein of 209 amino acids. NCBI's taxonomy places the organism in Eukaryota, Metazoa, Arthropoda, Branchiopoda, Diplostraca, Daphniidae.